This is a messenger RNA of Camelina sativa (false flax), 2865 nucleotides long. Its product is annotated as methyl-CpG-binding domain-containing protein 13. The record is from RefSeq and is a predicted model, not a curated record. Gene Ontology annotation, molecular function: DNA binding. NCBI's taxonomy places the organism in Eukaryota, Viridiplantae, Streptophyta, Magnoliopsida, Brassicales, Brassicaceae.
UACAGUGUAAAGUUUUAGAUAAUAAGAUUCUGAGAGAGAAAAAAAAGAAAAAGAAAAGAGUUACAUGAGAAUAAUAAAAUGGGAGCAAAUGAGGAAAUAGAUAGAGAAUAGAGAAGAGAGGCGUUGGGGCAGAAGACUCGCGUGCUGAGUUGUUGUGGUGUGUUGUGUUGGACUGAGUUUUCUCGUUAGCCUCUCAAAUCGGGAAAUCACCAUUGAAAUUGAAAACCUCCUUUCACUACUACACGUGUAAUGUAAACCCUUUUCUCCUUCUUCUUCUUCCCAAUUAAAAAAAAACCUAUCUUUUUCUUAUUACCUUAGUGGAGAGAUACCCAAAUCAGAAAGGUUCCUUCUUUAUAACUCCGAGGACUCUUUGGUGUUUGCUUUCUGGUGAAUCCUUUGAUGGGUUUUGGCGUUUUCAGUUGAGAAACCAUUCUGGGUUACGAAUCAGGGGUUCUAGUGUGAGAGGAAAGUGUGGUUUCAGGUGAGGAGUAAUGGAGGGUGAAGGGAUCUCAGCUGAGCGGAGAGUGGAGAUCAGAGUAAGGAAGAAUGGGAGAAAGGAUAAGGUUAUAGUUGAGAAAUCUGCAGCUAAAGGUUUACCUGAAGGAUGGAUCAAGAAGCUUGAAAUAACAAACAGAUCAGGCCGUAAAAUCAGAAGAGAUCCGUUCUUUAUUGACCCUAAAAGUGGGUAUAUCUUUCAAUCCUUCAAAGAUGCAUCACGGUAUGUUAAGACUGGCGAUAUUGGACAUUAUGCACGUAAGGUGAAGGAAAGCUAUACCGAAGAUGAUGAUUCCGGAAAUGGAAAGACCGUCCUUUGUCUGCAGUCUGUGGAAAAGAGAUCUGCUGAUGAUUUAUUGGAAAAGGAGAAAAAGAUAGAUACUCAUGUCAGAGAAAGUAAACGGAGAAACUUAUCUACUUCUGAUGAACAUUCCAAGAAGUGUAAUAUGAAUUCUGACUUGAGCAUCGUAGCCUCACAUGUUCUUGAGGAUUUGGGGGAGAAGGAAGUGGCGAAAGAUCCUAUCGAAAAGCAGCCUAUAGUGAAACGGGUUACUAGGAGCCAAGCUAAAGCCAGUAAGAAUGAGGAAGUCGUAGAUUUAAAAAGAAAGAACCCGUCUUCAUCAAAUGCAAAAUCAGCAAAAGAGUCUGUAAAAUCCAGAUUGAGGAGCAAUGCAAGGUCACAAGAACCAAAGAAGGAAUCUGUUAUGAAGGAAGAAGAGGAAAAAGGUUCUACUGAAAAACGGAUUACAAGGAGUAAAGCUAAAGUGAAGACGAAGGAGCUAAGUAAUAGUGUAGCCCGGCGAACAUCAAAACGAUUAGCUGGUAUUGAGCUUGAACCAACGCCUGAACUGAAGACAAGAACCAAAGUUCAACGAAUAGUACCUCCUGAUGAACAACAGACGCCUGAAUGUAAUAAGACAGGAACCAAAGCUCAACGAAUAAUACCUCCUGAUGAUGGCACAGCCGGAAAGUGCACUGAUGAUGAACAGACGCCUGAAUGUAAUAAGAUAGGAACCAAAGCUCAACGAAUAACAGCUCCUGAUGAUGGCACAGCCGGAAAGUGCAAGCAACCUGUGAAUCCUGUUGCUACCAGCGGAUUGAACGAGACGGAGAUACCCCUCAACAAGGAAGCAGCUAAAAGCUAUAUUGAAAAUCGUUCUCAGAAACCAUAUGCUGCUGCUGCUGCUACAAGCAAUAAUCGUGUGAGUGCAGAAAUGGCAGUGGGAGUUAAAAAGAUCCGUAAAUCAGUAGGCAGAAAGCCUUCUGUAGACAAGAAGACAGUGAAAACACCACCGAUUAUAUAUGAACUGAAUCCAGUUUUUCAUCUUGACGGUUACAUGCAGAAGGAAGAAAUGUCGCCUGUCUCACCAUUGUCUUGCGAAACUUCUGCAUCAAAGUGGGAGAAGACAGCAGCAGGCAAAAGACUGGGACGGUCUAGUCCAAAGGCUAAACUUACUACCAGUGUGAAAGCAACGGAGACAUCGGCUUCGAGAUCACCAAAUAAAGGAAAGCAUCCAUAUCCUUGUGAUAGUAGUAAUACCAUUCAAAGGAGAAAUAAAUUAGGCAACGAGUUAUCUAACGCAUCUGUCGUAAGAGGCGCUUGCUCAGAAGUGAUGGAGAAGAAUACCAACAGCUUCUCUUCAGCAUAUAACUCGACUCUUGCAGAUCUUUGGAAAGAUCCUUGCAUCGCCUUUGCUAUCAAAACUCUGACCGGAGGAGAGUCGCUGCAUCUUCCCAACACCACAGCAAUCUCUUCUGAUCCCAUUAACAAUCAUACCAAGCAGAAAGGAGUCUCCUUUAUCCCAGAGACUCCUGGUAAUGUUAACACAUGCUCUGAAAAACCAAGUGAACCCCCAGUUCCGGAUAUCUGGAAAGACCCGUGUAUCGACUUUGCUAUAAAAACUCUGACAGGCGCCAUCCCAAUAGGGUUAGAUGAACCACAAGUGAAAUCCAAGUCCGACGGAAUGACGAUAACCACAGCAGCAGUGCAAGAACAGGAAGGUAGGUCAAGCAACUGUGAUCAUUUGGUUCAACAAUGUAACAUGAAGAACAAGUCUGUGGCUAAAGGAGACUUGUGUGCACAAUCUUUAUCUAAGGACUAACAGCAAGAAGAAAUAAAAGCUUAGUGUUUUAGUUCCGUAUGUUAGGGGGCCUUUUGAUAACGCCAUGGGUGAUAGAUAGUAUAAGAUCCAUGUGCAAUGCCUUAGUCUUGUACUUAGGUAGCCAUGUUCUGUAAAAUACAUAAUGUAUUAGUUUUGUGUAUCGACAGAACCUGGAGAAAACUCUUAACCACCUCAAUGAUCUUGUUUCUCGUCUGUAACAUUGGUUGUUUGAUCGUUUCUUCUUAAAAGUUAGCCUUUUUAAACUCAA